AUGUCCUGCCUAUGGAUGCUGGACACAUCAUUCUGGGAAGGCCAUGGCAAUCUGAUAGGCGUGUGCAUGAUGGCUUUCACAAACAAGUACACCUUCCUUCACAAGGGGCGUAAGACCACUCUCAUUCCCUUAACCCCUCAAGAGGUGUAUGAAGAUCAAGUUCAGUUGAGUGGCCAAAGACUAAACCUCAAGCCAAGAAGGAGCCAACCAAAUCCAACAAGUCCUGAACUAUCUGGCCAAAUCCAAACAGCAUACAGAACCAAUCCUGUGGAAACCAAAGAACUCCAGCGCCAAAUUGAUGAGCUUAUGGAUAAGGGUCACAUCCGGGAAAGCAUGAGUCCUUGUGCUGUUCCUGUUCUUCUUGUGCCCAAGAAAGAUGGGAGUUGGCGCAUGUGUGUGGACUGCAGAGCCAUCAACAAUAUCACUGUAAAGUAUCGACAUCCUAUCCCUAGACUUGAUGAUAUGCUUGAUGAGUUGCAUGGUUCUAGCAUUUUCUCUAAAAUUGAUUUAAAAAGUGGUUAUCAUCAGAUUAGGAUGAAAGAAGAUAAUGUGGUUUUUCUAGGCUUUGUUGUGAGUGCAGAUGGAGUCAAGGUGGAUGAAGAGAAAGUUGCAGCAAUCAGAGAAUGGCCAAGUCCUAAGACAGUGAGUGAAGUCAGAAGCUUCCAUGGCCUAGCUGGGUUCUAUAGGCGGUUUGUCCGUGAUUUUAGUACCUUGGCCGCACCCUUAACUGAAGUCAUCAAGAAAGAAGUUGGAUUCAAGUGGGAGAAAGCACAGGAGGAUGCUUUCCAGCUCUCAAGGAUCGCUUGA
Molecule: messenger RNA, 807 nt
Organism: Microthlaspi erraticum
Lineage: Eukaryota; Viridiplantae; Streptophyta; Magnoliopsida; Brassicales; Brassicaceae
Source: the annotation of a GenBank genome assembly